GGAGAUGACCACCACAGCGACACCGGGGAUCACAGCGGUAGCCAUAGCGACACCGGGGAUCACAGCGGUGACCACAGCAACACUGGGGAUCACAGCGGUGACCACAGCAACACUGGGGAUCACAGCGGUGACCACAGCAACACUGGGGAUCACANCAGCAACACUGGGGAUCACAGCGGUGACCACAGCAACACUGGGGAUCACAGCGGUGACCACAGCAACACUGGGGAUCACACCGGGGAUCACACCGGGGAUCACACAUCAGAUCAUCACGGGAGUACUGGGGAUCAUUCAUCAGACACACAUGGUACCACCGAGGAUCACAGCGGAGACCAAACCGGGGAUCACACCGGGGAUCAAACUGGGGAUCACAGUGGAGACCAUAGCGGGGAUCAAAGUGGAGACCAUAACGGGGAUCACAGCGGAGACCAUAGCGGGGAUCACAGCGGGG
Messenger RNA from Mizuhopecten yessoensis (Yesso scallop), 451 nucleotides. Its product is annotated as mucin-19-like. The record is from RefSeq and is a predicted model, not a curated record. Lineage: Eukaryota; Metazoa; Mollusca; Bivalvia; Pectinida; Pectinidae. The annotation marks the transcript as partial. The transcript has a single exon.